AUGAUGGACCGCUUCCGGAUGAUCUUCCAGUACUUCCAGUCCAACUCGGAGUCUGUAAUGAAUGGGAUCUGUGGGCUGCUGGCCCUGGCUAGCGUCAAGAUCUAUACCUGCUUUGACUUCAGCUGCCCCUGCCUGCCCCAGUACAACAUGGCAUACGGCUUAGGGAUCAUGUUCGUACCCCCCGUCGCCCUCUUCCUCUGCGGCCUCAUCCUCAACAGACAGUCCCUGGUGAUGCUGGAGGAGUGGAGGCGACCGCAGGGUUGCAGAAAGAAGGACCUAGCUGUCAUCAGGUACAUGUGUUCCUCCAUCAUGCAGCGAGCCAUGGUUGCCCCUGUCAUCUGGAUCGUAGUCACCCUCCUGGAUGGCAAAUGCCUGAUCUGCGCUUUCAGCAGCUCCGUGGAUCCCGAGAAGUUUGUGGGCUUUGCCAAUGCCAGCCCUGUGCAGGUGCAGCAGCUGCUGGCCAAAGUGCCCUGCAAGGAUGACGAGCUCAUGAGGAACAACACGUCCCGCAAGGCAGUGUCCAGGUUCCUGCGCUGCUGGUCCCAGGCACUCGGCUGGAGCAUUUUGUUGAUCCUCAUCGUAGCAGUUUUCCUUGCCCGUUGGCUCAGACCUUGCUUCAACCAGGCCACCCUCCUGCAGGCACGUCACUGGAGCAACUACAUUGACAUUGAGCAAAAGAUUUUUGAGGAAACCUGCUGUGAGCACAGCCGGCUCUUUGCUCACAAAUGCAUCCUCCACUUCUUCGAAAGUAUGCAUCAAGAGAUCAAACUGCACAGCUUCAGCUUGCUGAGGCAGGGAGAGGGCACUGAAGGAGAGGAAGGUCUUCUCUGGGGCAUCACAGACCAGGACCAGGUGAAUAAACUUCUGAAAAUGUGGUACUAUGAGAAACCUCCCCUCAAUGUCACCCAGGCAACCCAGAGGCAUCCCCUGGGGCGAGAGAGAUCCCCUCCACCCUGGGCAGACAGUCCCAGUACCCGGUCCAAAUUCCCCCAGCACACCGAUGUGUAA
Messenger RNA from Egretta garzetta (little egret), 1008 nucleotides. It is a transcript of the gene CALHM3, whose product is annotated as calcium homeostasis modulator 3. Gene Ontology annotation, molecular function: monoatomic cation channel activity. The coding region runs from base 1 to 1008 and encodes 335 amino acids. The transcript has 3 exons. The record is from RefSeq and is a predicted model, not a curated record. Lineage: Eukaryota; Metazoa; Chordata; Aves; Pelecaniformes; Ardeidae.